Rhopilema esculentum is the source of this 1659-nucleotide messenger RNA. The record is from RefSeq and is a predicted model, not a curated record. Lineage: Eukaryota; Metazoa; Cnidaria; Scyphozoa; Rhizostomeae; Rhizostomatidae.
AUGAAGAUAACACACCUAUUAUAUGUUGACGAUUUAAAACUCUAUGCAAAGUCAGAGAACAAAAUAUCAGUCGUGACAAAGAAAGUUAAGGAAAUGUAUGAAGAUAUUGGGAUGUCCUGGGGCCUGGAAAAGUGUGCUUCUUUGCAUGUAGUUAGAGGGAAAGUAUCAAAGAGCGAAGAUUUACCAAUAGGGGCAAAGGAUUCCAUCUCAGUUAUGGAAUCUAGCGACAAGUACAAAUUCCUUGGAAAGUAUGAAAAUUUCGAACAGCUGGACAAGUUCACGUUCCAACAAGCAGAAAAAGAGUAUCUACGAAGAUUGAAUGCUAUAUGGUCAUCACCCUUGUCAGUACCAAGAAAACAGACAGCUUGCAUCGUCUUUGCUUUGCCUACAUUAGAAUACUUCAUGGGGACGAGUAAUUGGUUGAUAGCAGAUAUUCAAAAUCUUGACAGGAAAAGCAGAAAGGUAGUCGAGAUGCAUAAAGGAAAACACAUCUCAGAAUCAAUAGCAAUGCUCUAUUUGCCACAGAAAUGUGGUGGAAGGGGCUUCAAGUCUGUAGAGGAUACCUAUAAGAUCUCAAAAAUUAAGGUGGCACAUCACAUUAACAUAAGCAAAGAUCCAAGAAUAAAGCUGGUACGCUCGUUCCAACAUUACAAAAGCAAAAAGAACUUCAAGUCAAUUUUUGUUGAAGCAACAAGGUACGCAAAGGAACAUUUCAAAGCUGACUUGAGUCUUUUAGAGGAAAAGUCUGUAUUAAGCUAUGAACAGGAAAGAGUGGAGUUAAAAGAUGACAACUAUAUACAGAUCCAACGCAGACUAGGAAGUAUCCUUCAAAGACUAUAUGAAGAAAGAGUUAGAAACCAACCUUGGUUAGGAUUCUACACGGUUUCAAUACAAGAUAAUGAUGAAAUAUCAAAAAACAGUAGAAACAUUUUUCGAAGCUGGAAAAACAUCCCAGAUAUAGUUUUAUCGACAAAUGAAUCAAUAAAGCAACAGUUACUACCUACCAAAGCGUAUUCAAAGUACAAGUUAAAGAUGGAAACUGCAAAUACAACAUGUAGUCUAUGUAAGCAAGCAGAAGAAACAGUCGUUCAUUUGCUGUGCUCCUGUGCAGCAUUAGCACAAACACUCUACAAGGCACGACACGAUAGAAUGUUAAGACCUAUUUAUCAUCUAAUACGAGCAAAGUUUGAAUUUGAUGGAAAUAAUCGUGGAGUUCCAUGGUACAAGCAAGCAUUACCUCUUGCAAGCAUCGAAAAUGAUCGUGCUAAGAUUAUGUGGGACAAACCGAUGCACUUAGACAAAAGACCAAGCAACAAUGCCAUUAAGCCUGAUAUGCUGAUAAUUGACAAAGUAGGAAAAAAGGUCAGUUUGAUAGAGGGGACUAUAUGUGCACCUGGAUGUAUUGCCAAGAGAGAGAAAGAAAAACAAGACAAGUAUUCUGAAAUGAGAAAGUCACUGGAACGGUUAAAUCGUGAAUACGAAAUAGAUCAAAUCAAUGUUGUAUUUGACUUCCGAGGCUGUUACAGCAAGCAAUUGGAGUGUCAUAUCAAGAGACUAUGUGAAGGAGAGAAGGAGGCAAAAUUAGUAAUCGAACAAUGCCAAAAAUGGGUACUCAGCCAAAACUGCGAGAUUGUUAAAACUUUUUAUGAAAGAAAAUAG